Prorocentrum cordatum is the source of this 570-nucleotide messenger RNA. The record is from the annotation of a GenBank genome assembly. Lineage: Eukaryota; Dinophyceae; Prorocentrales; Prorocentraceae.
AUGCGCGGCCGCACCUGCGCAAUCGACGAGCCGUCUUACGAGCUCGACAUCUUCUAUGAGGACGAUUGGCUUGAGGUGCUCGGCUGCGGCGUGAUCCACCACGAGGUGCUUCAGAACGCAGGCCUCGAUCCUGCAAAAGUCCACGGCUGGGCGUUCGGGAUCGGCCUCGAGAGGAUCGCGAUGGUCCUCUUCGGGAUUAACGACAUACGGCUGUUCUGGUCUGACGACAAGCGAUUCACGGAGCAGUUUGAUGAGUCCGCGUUCAGCAGCAAAGUCAAGUUUAAGCCAUUCUCGAAGUACCCGCCCGUCAAGAAGGACAUCAGCAUGUGGAUCCCGGACGACUUCGUUGACAACGAUCUCUUCGAGAUGAUCCGUGACGAGGGCGGGGACCAGGUCGAGAAGGUGGAUCUGAUCGACGAGUUCACGAACAAGAAGACCGGCAAGAAGUCGAAGGCCUUCCGGGUGAUUUGGCGCGACAUGUCUCGCACCCUCACCAACGAGGAGGUCAAUGCGAAGCACGAGAUCGUGCUCAAGAGGAUCGUGGAGGAGUUGUCAGUGGAGCUGCGCUGA